CUAGCCCCGACUUCGAACUUCCAACUUCGGAGGCCCCGUUACUCGUUAGUACCAAUUCAUCGACGAGACCGUGAACUACUGUCAGACCGUCUCCAACCUAUCAACAAAACCUAAUUAUUAUUACAAAACUGAGCGCAAUAUUCGGAAUUUCCAAAUUUAAUUAGUUAAUACUUAAAUUAUAGGUACAUCAUAAAUUAAUUAGCCGUACAUCGUCGUGUUAAGUUCACUCAAAUGUUGUGUGUGCCAGUUAGAAGUAUACUGGCUUUCCAGUCUAGAACAGUUUGUUGUGUUGCUAUAAAAUCGAAUGGCUUAAUUUAUCCAAACAAUACAAACUUCACAAUUGCUAAACGUCAUGCUGUCACAGACUUUGUUGGUGUUAAUACUAAAAGUAAGAUUUCUGAUUUUAUCAACAGAUUUCAAAUAAUGAAUCCAUUAAAUAAGUCUAAAUAUGAAGCAAAUAGUUGGAUUUUAUAUGAAAAAUUGGUGGACCAAAUUCCUUUUGAUCAAAUCAUGAUAAAACUUGAUUUGCCGGAUACAUUUAAUUCUUGGUUUAUUAUAACAGAACUACACUUAUGGAUGAUAUUUGUUCGUUUUAUGCAUGAAGGUACCCAAGGAACAAUGAUAAGAAAUUUUAUCAUGGAAGCAUUAUGGAAUGAUGUUGAGUUUCGUUCUAAGAAAUUAGCAACCGUAAAUGCAGAUGUCCGACAUCGUCAAAUAAAGGAAUUAAGUGAUCAAUUACGAGGGGCGUUAGUAGGUUAUGAUGAAGGAUGGCUCACUAAUGAUAUGGUCUUAGCCAGCAUGGUAUGGCGUAGAGUAUUCAAUAAAGAAUGUAAUGACCCAGAAAAAAUUGAAUUAGUAGUGAAAUAUAUUAGGAAACAGAUGUCCAUUCUUCAAUUGCAAACAUUUGACAGUUUAUUUACAAAAAAAGAUGUCAAGUGGAUAAAAUUUGUAUAGAAUUAUUGUAAAAAGAAAAACAGUGUUUAUUAUAUAUAAUAUUUUACCUAACAAAAUUAUAAAUUAGAUAUUUUAACGAUCAAUGAUUAAUUACGUUUA
This is a messenger RNA of Myzus persicae (green peach aphid), 1053 nucleotides long. It is a transcript of the gene Uqcc1, whose product is annotated as ubiquinol-cytochrome-c reductase complex assembly factor 1. The record is from RefSeq and is a predicted model, not a curated record. The coding region runs from base 232 to 954 and encodes 240 amino acids. The transcript is spliced from 6 exons. Gene Ontology annotation, biological process: mitochondrial respiratory chain complex III assembly. Gene Ontology annotation, cellular component: mitochondrion. Lineage: Eukaryota; Metazoa; Arthropoda; Insecta; Hemiptera; Aphididae.